Molecule: messenger RNA, 600 nt
Organism: Cantharellus anzutake
Lineage: Eukaryota; Fungi; Basidiomycota; Agaricomycetes; Cantharellales; Hydnaceae
Exons: 4
Coding region: 1-600 (199 amino acids)
Source: RefSeq, a predicted model, not a curated record
AUGGUUGUCAUGGUCUUAAACGCAUCGAUGUUGCUGUGUGGUACUACACAAAUCCUAGGUGGUUUGCUGUUCCGCGCUGUGGAGGCGAAAGUUCAUAAGAGUGGGAGGACAGACUGGGAUAAUCUGGCAUCGAAAAAGACUCUGAUACCCCUGAAGAGCUUCUUGCUUCCUUCUGUGUUUGCGGCCCCAACGACGUUUUUCGAGUUGGGGGCCAUGGAGCUGCUCAACUUUGAUGGGAAAGCCCAUCUCAAGGAAUUUUUGACGCAGCAGGGGCCAGAUGGUGUGGAACGGGAUGUAGAUUGUGCUUCAAGGGGAGGGGGCGCAGGUCAGAGUAUCAUUGUGAUGGUUCCCAAUCUAUGUCCUAACGAUGGGAUUGGAGAAUGGUGUCCCGAGGCUGGGCUCAUUUUGACAUCACGUCUAACGAUGGUUUCGGCUGGGAUAACCCCGUUGGUGCAUUAUGUUCAAAUGGCCUGGUCCCUCAUUGGCUUGUCCCAUCAUUACAAAGAACGCGUGUACGUUGGGCGAGCGGCUAGCGUUCGCGCGGCUUCACUGAGCAGCGAAAAAUCUUCCACUGCCGUUGUUGAUCGCGGAGGCCCUUGA